Messenger RNA from Phytophthora nicotianae INRA-310, 1881 nucleotides. RefSeq lists its product as hypothetical. The transcript has a single exon. Lineage: Eukaryota; Oomycota; Peronosporomycetes; Peronosporales; Peronosporaceae. The coding region runs from base 88 to 1233 and encodes 381 amino acids. The record is from RefSeq and is a predicted model, not a curated record.
GGCAGGGAUCAAAUCUAAAGUGCUAUCUUCAUAAUUUCUUUGCUGCUCCUGUGGACUCCUACCGGCACGUUCUAACAAAUCGGCUCCAUGGCUGGGCCCCAGGAACUGCUACCUCGCUGGCUGGUAGACCAUCACGUCGAGGUAGCUCCGACUCCACCUGAGCGCAUCCACUUAAGUGACUGGGACGACGGGUUCACGCCCUCUGGUUGCAACGGACGUCCGGGAAAAAUCGUGCGCGACUUUCCCAGAGACCACCCAGGGACAUUCGCUGUUGUUGAUGCAGCGGUGAGCGAGCGCACAGCCGAUCUCUUAUACGCCAGUGCUGUUAAAGCGACAGUAUGGGGCGUCUACGUGCCUGUCAGUGAGCUGCAGCUGGAAACCGCUUCGGAACUGGAGCAAGACGAAGCGGAGGACCCAGCGGCCUACCGUCGCGCUUUGGCUCGCCGUACAGUGCAGGAGUUUCUUAUAGAGAAGGAUGCAGGGCAAUGCAUCUCCAAGAGCGACUGGGACCGCACACAUGGAGUGGCAGUUUGGGUCAUUGCGUCGGGCUGUGACGACGAGACGGAGUACCAUUUGGACUAUGCCGAACAGGUCCGAUACGAGAGCAAUGUGAUCUUUCCACCCAUUUACGGGGCCACACUGCACGUGAGUCCACUGCAUAAUGAAGCUAAUGAUGAGGCAACUCCGAAUCAAGAACGCAGGACGAACUCGUUCGAAGGAGGGGGAUUCCACGUGAAUCUGACGGGAUUACCACACUAUGAUAAGUACGGCUAUAAGACGCGCAAGCAGCCACAUCGGCUAUCUACAGACGAGCUGGAGACGUUGAGUAAACGCGAGUCGGGAUGGAAGCACGUAGCGUACAAAUAUCGUCGCGGAAUCCUGUGUGACGGUGAAUUCCCUCACUUUAGUGGCCGAGUACGCACGCUUCCGUCAUCUCCGGUAGAUGCGGAUUCAUAUCUCCCAAUGAAGCGCGUGGUGGUGGGUUUUAAUCUGUUUCCUAGCGAGAUCGGCGCGUGCGUGGCCAAAUUCCCUGAACACAGUGGCGCCUUUAACCGAUACGUCAAGCUCUCACAGGCUGCUGUAAAGCAGACGAAGCUGCUGUCGACUACGAGCAACAAGGGCGGCUGGACACUGGAGAGUGUGCGUGCGAACCCAAAGCAAGCGGCGUUUCUAAAGCUGCUAGCACGCAAAGUGCGCGAGAAUCAGCAGAAGGUAGCAGCGUCCAAAGCCUAAUCGAAAGACGAGACUGAGAACAAGUCAUUCAGGACUUGUGGCCAUUUCUAACUGACUCAAUUGGUUAGAAACGUAAGCUAUUGACUGUAGACUGUUAGUUGUGGCGGAAGAACUUGAGACUGACCCAGUUGGCGUAGCAGGCCAAAAUGGUCACAGGGAUCGUGAGAGGCACCAGGUAGCGGUAGUACACGUCUCUCUCCAGAGCCAACAACAGACUGGAGCUUUGUGCUUCUUGCCCUGAAUUGGGGAGUGUGGUGUCGUCAACCUCUUUAGUUGGAGUAGAAGCAGCCUCUGGGAGCAGCAGUAGCAGCUUGGAGAAGACCAUGACGUACCUGUCACGAACAGCAGCAGUCAUUUGAAAUGAAGGGGUUUAUUGGAGGUGCAUGCAACGCUAACUGCGGUCUUACAUGGAUGAGAUGAAGGCCAGCGCCGCCGUCAGCACAAUCACGUAGCCCCAGACGUGGCUUGUGGAACCUGCACGUCGCGCCGCCACCUUCGCCAUUAUCGAGGGCUUUACCAAAUGGGGUCUCUUAUUGAAGUGGUAACGGUAGUACAUCAUAAGGGGUGUUGCACACUAAAUAAGGUUUUAAACACAUCAUAGCCUUGUUGAAGUUUUUUUUAAAGUAUUAUAUAACAGACGAAUGCAGG